GUUGGCUCUGUGAUCAGCCUGCUACCACUACUUCAGCAAAGGAGACAGACAUGAGCGGCGCGGUGAGCAACGGCGUGGUCGCCAACGGCUGCGACACGUGCAAGGCGAGCAAAGCCCGGACCCAGCUGCAGAACGGACACGGCAAGCACGACGCCAUCAACGGCGGGCCCUACAACACGGACGAGAGGGAGAGCUACACCUAUGAAUCCGUUAUGGAGAUAGCGCAGUUCCUGCUCAACAGAACGACAAUCCGGCCGAAGAUUGGCAUCAUCUGCGGUUCGGGACUUGGUGAACUGGCAAACACACUUACAAAGAGGCAGGCAUUUCCUUAUUCGGACAUCCCCGGCUUCCCCCACUCAACAGUUGCCGGCCAUGCUGGCCAACUUGUAUUUGGAUUUCUUGAAGGUGUCGAAGUCAUGUGCAUGCAGGGGCGUUUCCAUGCCUAUGAGGGAUACCCAAUUUGGAAGUGUGCCAUGCCUGUGAGGGUCAUGAAGCUGAUAGGGGUGACCCACCUGAUUGCCACCAAUGCUGCUGGAGGCAUCAAUGAUGACCUGAAUGUUGGUGACAUCAUGCUAAUCAAGGACCACAUCAGUCUGAUGGGAUUUGCUGGGAAUGGCCCUCUUAUUGGUCCAAAUGAUGAAAGGUUUGGACCACGCUUUGUGUCAAUGAACAAAGCAUAUAAUGUAAAUCUCCGCAAGAAAGCCCAUGAAGUGGCUAAGCAGAUGGGUAUUUCAGAUGUUGUCAAGGAAGGCAUUUACUGCUGCAUAGGUGGACCAAACUAUGAAACUGUUGCAGAAAACAGAUGCCUCAAAUUGAUGGGAGUGGAUGCUAUUGGAAUGAGCACAGUCCACGAAGUUAUUGUGGCACGCCACUGCGGGAUGGAGGUGUUUGCCCUCAGCCUCAUCACCAACAAGUGUGCCCUCAACUACGAUGGUGACCAGGAGGUGUGCCACGAGGAGGUCAUCGAGGUCGGCAGGGUGAGGGCCAAGGUCCUGCAGCAGCUCGUCUCAAACCUGGUCCCACUCAUGAUGGCAGCGACAGCUUCAAAAUGAAGCUGUGAAUCUAAACUGGGAAAAUGCUUUACUCCGCAGAGUGCUGCUGUUGUAAAUGGUGCCUUAUAGUAUGGCACUUACUGAUAGGGAAGGAGGACUAGCUUUUCAGUGUCUGGGAGUUUUGUCCAAUACAUAUUAUAUCAUGAUCCACAGGGAAUAUAUAGUGAUAAAGUGUGUGAAACGAGGCUGUUCACCAGAAGGAUAAACAUAGCAUGUGAGCUGUACAAAAUCUGAAAUUUCUUAUGAGUAAUGGUUUCGUUUUGUGAACAUAUGGAAACUCAGGGUGCAAGACAUGUUUUACAUAUUUGUUUUUUAUGAGUAGACUGUAAGUUGUUAGUGCCUGCUAGAUCAGGAUUCAGUUCCUGCUGUGCACCAUUGAUGUGGUUUUCCAGCUUUAAUGUAAAUAUGUCUUCCCCUUAUUUUGAAUUGGAUGCUAAAUUUCUAAUGCUGCUUUUACAAUGUUAUCACGUGUGCUUUAAAGGAUGUGAAAAAUUAUUACAGUUUUAUGCAUGAGACCAAUAUUGUAAAGAUAUGUAAUGUUUCAUUUAAUUGGAUUCAGUACUCUUUCUCAGACAACUGCCCAGCAGAAAGAGAUAAAAUGCUUGUAACUGUUUCAGCAAUUGAUAUUCUUCUUUUUAUACACUUCAGACUUGUGUCCACACAUAUGCUACAGAAGACAAAACAUGGCUUGUUUUAUUUGGUCUGCUGUAUUUUAUGUUGUAGUAAAGUUUCUUAACAUGUUCUGUAGUAGGUCAGAAGAUUUGAAAAUACAUUAAAAAUUAUCAACUCUUUGAAAUUUAGAUUACCUCUGUGGCAUGAGAAACUCUUACUACACAUUUUUGGGGAUAAAAUUAAAAUGUACCUGAGUCAAUAUGACUUUUUACAUCAUUCCUUUGUUCUCUUCUUCUUAGCAGUAUCAAUAAUUUGUACAUGUAUUAAAGUAAUCUUAUCUUUGUUUUCCUUCACAAAUUUGUAUAAGACUGAAUGAUCUGGUUUGCAGCUAUAAAUAUGCAGAAAGAAGGAAAAGUAACUUGUAUUUAUUUCAUAAUAUUGUACAGUACUAUGUUAUAGAAAAAUUUUGGAUAGUGGCAACGGCAGCAGUAUCAGUCUUCCUGAAGAAUUUGCAGCCAUUCUUGAAACUGCAUUGACACAGUGGCAUUUCAGAUAAUUUGGUGAGCAAAAGGCAGACAACACAACUGCAAUUUGACUUGUGUUCACUGUUAAUAAAGUGGACUGAUAUCACUGGCUGUUUAAUCUCCAGAAAAUGAACGAGACCACCAGCAGUCUUGUAUGUGUCACAAUCAGUGUUUGCUGUUUUAUAAUGGACAGUGUUACUGUUUUCAAGAAUUGAAAGGCUAUUGUAAGCAUUGCUAAAAAUACUAGAAACAGAGACAGUGAGUUUUAAAAAUUCAGAACUGUAUAUUUUUCGAUAGGUUAAGAUAUUUAUGCUGUGUAUCUAAGGCGACAUUUUAAAUGUUUCUUUUAUACAAUGUGUUAUUUAAGACUAGGUAGAAAACUAUACUGUUAUUUCAUUAUAUGAAGAUAAUGUACUAUAUUUGAAAUGUUGAAACAUUAGUGAUAGAGUACAAAUUAUACUAAAAAUUACAAUGUGCAUUAAAAUUGUUCAGUAUUUCAAAUACAGAAAAGUGUUAUCAUCUUUGUCCAAUUUUUAUAACAUCACACAUUUCCAG
Molecule: messenger RNA, 2743 nt
Organism: Schistocerca cancellata (South American locust)
Lineage: Eukaryota; Metazoa; Arthropoda; Insecta; Orthoptera; Acrididae
Product: purine nucleoside phosphorylase-like
Exons: 6
Coding region: 51-1052 (333 amino acids)
Biological process (GO): nucleoside metabolic process
Cellular component (GO): cytoplasm
Molecular function (GO): purine-nucleoside phosphorylase activity
Source: RefSeq, a predicted model, not a curated record